Messenger RNA from Oenanthe melanoleuca, 2691 nucleotides. Its product is annotated as pantetheinase-like. NCBI's taxonomy places the organism in Eukaryota, Metazoa, Chordata, Aves, Passeriformes, Muscicapidae. Bases 876 to 2369 code for a protein of 497 amino acids. The transcript has 8 exons. The record is from RefSeq and is a predicted model, not a curated record. Gene Ontology annotation, molecular function: hydrolase activity, acting on carbon-nitrogen (but not peptide) bonds, in linear amides.
UUUCUGCCCACAUUUUUCAGACUUAGAAAAUUUCCCUAGCACUAAAUGGUUUGUAUCUCAAAUGCGUAAAAGAAACAGUUUCUCAGGAGCUUGUCUGUCUUCCCAUGGAGUGGUUGCUCCUGCCAGUGCGAGGAGAGUCGGGACUGUGCAGCAGGUGUUGGCUGAGGGGAGUGCACAGCUGGAGCAGGUGGGACACGCUGGCACUGUGCAGAUGUGGGCCCUGCAGACUGUGCUUCUUAGGCAAGUGCACUGGAUUACUCUGUGUUUCCCAGCUAAGAUUUCUAUGUGUGCCUAAUGCUGCUGUUCGUUCUGCAGGUUUCUUUUGAAGCACAAACAUUGUUUACAUUUUAUCUGACCAACGUCAUUAAAAAAAUACAGACUCGGAGGAGGCAAAACACAUUGGGUUUUUUUAACAAAGGAAACGUUUUAAAAAUAAGAUUGUAGUCUGUGAAAUUAUCAAACUGAAACCCUCUACAGCUCAUAUAGUAGAAAUAAUGGGAAACAUUCUACUAUUGGGGAGGAAAUGCACCGUAUCUUUAAAUUUCCAUCUGCUCCCUGUGAAAAGGUGUCCUGUCAUGGCAUAAGUCACAUAUCUGCGUGCUGUUGGCAGAAGUGAGCGCCCUCUGACUUCCUGGCGCUGCUGACACGCACUGGGCGCUGGGCAGGGAUUGCGUGGCUGCGGAGUGACCUUUCGCACAGCCUUCUCCAGGCGGGCUUAACCCUUGGGACGCGCACUAGUUCCUCACGGGGCUCUCGCUAGGCUCGGGAACAGAAGCCGGACCCCAGUCUGACACAUUCCGCCCACAGCUAAGCUGAUUUAGCGCCAAAUUGCAUCCCGCUUUCAAAAGCCCUCUAGGAGCAGGGAGGCUGCAGCCAUGCUCCCUGCCCGGUCCCUGCUGCCCGCUGCGGUGUUGGCACUGGCAGCCCUUCAGGCUCUUGCCUCCGACACCUUCCUGGCAGCCGUGUACGAGCACGCCGUCAUCCUGCCCCAUGCCAGCGCCCAGCCCGUCCCUGCCAGCCACGCCUUGGCCCUGAUGGGCAGGAACAUGGAUGUCUUGGAAGGGGCCGUCAGGGAAGCUGCCCGCCAGGGUGCACACAUCAUUGUGACUCCUGAGGACGGCAUCUACGGCUGGCGAUUCACAAGAGAAUCCAUCUACCCCUACCUGGAGGAUAUCCCUGACCCGGUGGUGAAUUGGAUUCCCUGCACUGACCCCUCAAGAUUUGGUCCAGCACCAGUGCAGGAACGCCUCAGCUGCAUGGCCAGAAAUAACUCCAUCUAUGUGGUUGCAAACAUCGGGGACAAGAAGCCGUGUGACUCCAGCGAUCCCGGCUGCCCCAGGGACGGUCGCUACCAGUACAACACGGAUGUCGUCUUUGACACACAGGGCAAACUGGUGGCUCGCUACCACAAGUAUAAUCUCUUUGAAGGAGAAGGUCAGUUUAAUUAUCCAAAAGAGCCAGAAGCUGUCACCUUUGAGACUCCUUUUGGGAAGUUUGGCAUUUUCACUUGCUUUGACAUCCUUUUCUACGAGCCUGCCGUAGUCCUGGUGAGCGAGAUGCAGGUGGACACUGUGCUCUUCCCAACAGCUUGGAUGAAUGUCCUGCCCUUUCUGACUGCAGUUCAGUUUCACUCUGCCUGGGCCAUGGGCAUGCGUGUCAAUGUCUUAGCUGCCAAUACUCACAACACCAGCAUGGAAAUGACAGGGAGUGGCAUUUAUGCACCAGCUGGAGCCAGAACAUACUCCUACAACAUGAAAACUGAAGAUGGUCAACUCCUCAUUGCUGAACUAGAUGCACACCCUCGUCUUUCUCCUGCCGCCCCCCCUGCUGUCAGCUGGAACUCAUAUGCUUUGAGUGUUGAAAGAUUCUCACAGAAUGACCAUGAAUUCACAGGAAUCAUCUUUGAAGACCUCUUUACUUUCACGGAGCUCACUAAGCCUGGGGGGAAUCUCACUGUCUGCCAAAAAAACCUCUGCUGUCACUUGACAUACAAUAUGGCAGAGAAAAGAGAUGAUGAAGUUUAUGUCCUGGGUGCUUUUGAUGGCCUUCAUGUUAUUGAAGGACAGUACUAUCUGCAGAUCUGCAGUCUGCUCAAGUGCCCAAGCACAAACCUGAGCACAUGUGGGCAGCCUGUGGAGAUGGCUCAGACCAAGUUUGAGAUGUUCUCCCUCAGUGGCACGUUUGGCACCAGCUAUGUCUUCCCAGAAGUGUUGUACAGCGGGGUGCAGCUGGCCCCUGGGGAGUUCAAGGUGCUAAGUGAUGGACGUCUGACAAGUCAGAAUACUACAUCAAAGCCAGUUUUGAGUGUAACACUCUUUGGGAGGUGGUAUGAGAAGGACCCUCCACAGACACAUCAAGCUUCAGCAUGAUUUCAUGGCAGAUCCUUCAAGCUUCCAUCUGCUUGUUUCUGUAAAACUAGUUAAUUACAAAGAAUGGUAAUUAAUACUAAUAUUCAUUAUUAAAAUGGCAUUACGUUUCUCAAUUUAUCUAACAGCAUAGUCACUGCACAUUGAUGUAUUGACUUAGUUUUGCAGCAAAAAACUGCUGGACUGUUGUGAAUGUGUUUUUAUAUGAUCACUUUGGUUGGCUAAGGCUUGGCUUUAACACUGGGAACAGUAGAAAAUAUAUUUCUCUGAUUUUAGUGGUGUAGGAUUUGGUGAGUUGUGCCCAAAAAAAGCCAGUUUCCAAAUA